This is a messenger RNA of Lactuca saligna, 306 nucleotides long. The record is from the annotation of a GenBank genome assembly. Lineage: Eukaryota; Viridiplantae; Streptophyta; Magnoliopsida; Asterales; Asteraceae.
AUGAACAAAUCUAGUGAAUACAGAUGUGUAUUCAAUCACAUCGAUAUAGAUGGAAAUGGGUUUGAAGAUUUUGUUGGAUUAAUGGAAAGCGCAAAGGAAGAAGAGAAGCUUGAGGACUUGAGGAAAGCUUUCAGAAUGUAUGAAAUGGAUGGGACUGAUUGCAUCACUCCGAAAAGCUUAAACAGGAUGCUGAAUCGACUCGGUGAGUCGAGAAGUGUGGAUGAAUGUGUUGGGAUGAUUAAUCGAUUUGAUCUCAAUGGUGAUGGAGUUCUUAAUUUUGAUGAAUUCAAACAAAUGAUGCUUUGA